GUUUCAUAAAAACUUACAAAAAUAAAAUUCAACUAGUGCGCGUAUCAUAUCUUUUGCUACUCUCUUCCACACAAAUCAAACACCCAGCACCCACCUCACAAUUUUCCCUUUUAAAGGGAUACCAUCCCUUCCCUAAGUCACCCUGCCCCCUAAACCCUAGUCAAGCUAGCUAGCAAUGGCUGCAGCAUCCAACCUAGCCACAACCAUUUUCAUUUUCUCUCUCCUCCUCUCUUCCUUCUCACCACUCUCUAGUGCUUGUGAUCCAUGCAGGCCCAAACCAAAGCCCUGGACACCUCCUCCGGCGAGCCCCUUUUGUCCUAGAGACACGUUGAAGCUCGGGGCUUGUGUUGACCUUCUUGGAGGGGUAGUCAACCUUGUCAUUGGUUCACCACCCUCCGGUGACAAGUGUUGUCCUUUGCUCCAAGGCUUGGCAGACUUGGAAGCUGCGGCUUGCCUUUGUACCGCCAUUAAAGCUAAUGUGCUCGGGAUUAACUUGGACGUGCCCAUUACGCUUAGUUUGCUAAUCAGUGCAUGUGGCAAAUCCGUUCCUCCCGGUUUCCAAUGUGGCUAGGAAAUGGUGGCCAUUUUCAGCCACUUCGUGCACCACCAUACUCGGUGCAGUUUAUUGGGAUGCUUAUGACUUUUUUGUUUUUUAUCUCAAAGCCCGUGUUGUUGUGAAUUUAAUUUGUUAGAUUGUCUUGCAAAUGUGUUGUUCUAGUGGUCAGUGGUGGUUUGGUGUGUUUGUACGGUUUCUUAAGUUUGUCAUUGUGUUUUAUUUUUGAAUUUUCUUUUGAUUCGGAUUGUGUUGUUUAACUAGGGCGAUUUGUGAUUUGUUCUAAUAAUAACAUGACAGGAUUUUAAAAUAUUUUUCUUUU
This is a messenger RNA of Camellia sinensis, 875 nucleotides long. NCBI's taxonomy places the organism in Eukaryota, Viridiplantae, Streptophyta, Magnoliopsida, Ericales, Theaceae. The record is from RefSeq and is a predicted model, not a curated record.